This is a messenger RNA of Rubroshorea leprosula, 1488 nucleotides long. NCBI's taxonomy places the organism in Eukaryota, Viridiplantae, Streptophyta, Magnoliopsida, Malvales, Dipterocarpaceae. The record is from the annotation of a GenBank genome assembly.
UGAAGUGAGAACAGAAGCAAUCGCCGGUCUUCCCGUUCGCCGUGUUUCUACCCUUCUCCGAUUCGAUUUCGCGCUAAACAAAUCUCUCUCCGGCACGUCGCCGAUUCAAGUCAACAGAACCUCGAAGAAGUUUCUUCAAGCUCGUUAAUGGCUUCAGUUCCUUCCAAGCUCUAUGCAGACGACGUUAGCCUUGUGAUGGUGUUGCUGGACACGAAUCCUUUCUUCUGGAGCUCAUCCACUCUCUCUUUCUCCCAGUUUCUUUCCCAUGUUCUUGCGUUUGUAAAUGGAUUACUGACCCUCAAUCAGCUGAACCAAGUUGUGGUCAUUGCCACUGGGUAUAAUUCCUGUGAUUAUCUAUUUGAUUCGUCUUCGGAUACAAACCGAAACUUUGAGAAUGGGGGAAUGCCUGCCAUCUACUCCAGUUUGUUGCAGAGAUUGGACGAAUUCCUCACCAGAGAUGAACAGUUGGGAAAGGAGGAGGCUGAGGGAAGGAUUAGGUCUUCACUCUUGUCAGGAUCUUUAUCAAUGGCUCUUUGUUAUAUACAGAGAGUUUUUCGCUCAGGUUCUCUACAUCCACAACCUAGAGUAAGUAUCUCUGCUGCCUUUUGACCCAUCUGCUGGAUUGGAGUAAAAUUUUCAUCUUUACUCAAGCCAUAUUGAGUAAUAACUCAUCUUAUGAUUGUUCCUAUGUGCAAUAUGAAACUGAAUGCUGUAUCCCACUCAAACAUCUGGUUGCUUCUUGCAUUGUUCUUGUUACUAUCAUGCUAAUUUACUGGCAUAUGUUGGCAGAUUUUAUGCUUGCAGGGAUCACCAGAUGGACCUGAACAGUAUGUUGCAAUCAUGAAUUCAAUUUUCUCUGCCCAACGUUCUAUGGUUCCUAUAGAUUCUUGCUAUAUGGGUGCUCAGAAUUCUGCCUUCCUACAGCAGGCUUCUUACAUAACUGGUGGCGUACAUCAUAAACCUCAACAUUUGGAUGGGCUCUUUCAAUAUCUCAUGACUAUUUUUGCUACUGAUUUGCACUCUCGCAGCUUCUUACAACUUCCGAAGCCUGUUGGUGUUGAUUUUCGUGCUUCAUGUUUUUGCCAUAAAAGUACAAUUGACAUGGGCUACAUCUGUUCUGUAUGUUUGUCAAUAUUCUGUAAGCAUCACAAGAAAUGUUCAACCUGUGGAUCAGUGUUUGGUCAGGCUCAAUCAGAUGCUGCCUCAGCAUCUGAUAAAAAGAGAAAGACUCCAGAAACAUAGUGAUAAAGGUCCCAAGGAUGAUCUGAAGGUUUUCUCAACUAUGAUAUUUGGUGAGUCUUUCAUACUUUGAUGUUUAUCUCAUUGGCAAUUACACAUGCAUAGCUCACUGGUAUCUGCUGAGUGUUAGUUCUGUGCUUGUUUUCUUGUCAUAGCAAAAGGAUCUGUUUAUGCUGAAUUUCGAGGUGCUGAGUCUGCUGAUAGAAUUUCUAUUUACAGUCAAUGUGAAUGCAGAAAGGAACAGUUUAG